AUGAUUAAUGAAACCUUAAUAAAUCAAGGUCCUCAACAUCUCUACGAUUAUUUUCCAACAAGUAUCUCAUGUCCUUAAGUAGAAAUAAAAGAAGAUGAAUCACCUAUUAGAUAGCCUUAUAUAAGUUCCCUUUGCUUUUAACUUAGAAAGUACUAAAAAUAGAAAUUAUUACUUAGAAAAAUCAAACGAAAAAAGAAUCGUCCAAGUCUAUUGAAAAUAGAAGAUAGUGGAAGAAAUGUAAAAUUAUAUUCGUGCUCAGUUUUUUCUAAUAAUACAGAGAAACCUGAUAUUGAUACUUAAUGA
Molecule: messenger RNA, 303 nt
Organism: Paramecium sonneborni
Lineage: Eukaryota; Ciliophora; Oligohymenophorea; Peniculida; Parameciidae
Source: the annotation of a GenBank genome assembly